Molecule: messenger RNA, 1887 nt
Organism: Formica exsecta
Lineage: Eukaryota; Metazoa; Arthropoda; Insecta; Hymenoptera; Formicidae
Gene: nxf2
Product: nuclear RNA export factor 1
Exons: 2
Coding region: 211-1821 (536 amino acids)
Biological process (GO): poly(A)+ mRNA export from nucleus
Cellular component (GO): nucleus
Molecular function (GO): RNA binding; protein binding
Source: RefSeq, a predicted model, not a curated record
AAGUGAGCUACAGAUCUCGCAAAGCGCACCUAAUAUCACAGUUAUAUCAAUAUAACAUCAUAUAACCUCAAAAAUUUAUAAACAAGAGGAAAAACUAUUUAAUUUUUUAAAAUUUGAAUAAAUGCUAUUUUAAAAAUUUGAAUUAAAUGAUUCAAGAACGGUGAUGCGAAGAGUUUAAAGGAAAACUCGCUGUUUUUACGAUAAUAAACAAUGGCAUCGCCAACAACGUCAUCGGGAAACCAAACAUCGUGCGAGCCGUAUCGGCUCACAUAUGCCAAGCCGUCCUUUGACAGUCACGAGAUGGCCCUUGCGAGUCGCAAGGAUCUAUGGCACAAGUUUAUUAUUUUUGACGGCGCCCUGUAUGGACGAACCGACAUCCUGCGCGCUGUAAUAACUGCCUGCGAACCAGCGGCCUUAGUACCGAUUAUGUACACCAUCGAGGAUAAAAAGAAAAGUAGUUUUCUGGCGAAAUGCAGCAGCAAUACCAUAGAAAAUAUAAUGAAGCAAGGGUUGUGCGUAACGUUGCCAGGUGGUCAAGAGUUGUACAUGGACAUUGUAUUAGGAUUUCUUAGUAUGCAGGAGUUGCAAGUGAAUACAAACAGAGUCAUAGCGCAGGCCUUAUAUGCUAGAUAUGAACCAGUGAAGAAGAUAUUCAAUCUGGACGACUUUGAAAAUGAGAAGACACUGGGUUCGAUAUUCUGUCCCAUUUCAAUACCGAAAAUUCUGGAUAUGGUCCUACGUUGUAGCAAAAUGGGGAUUAUGGGCAACAGUCGCGAGUCCCAGCAGUCGCGAUUACCCGUUCGCGAAUUGAGUAUGAAGUACAAUAAGCUCACAGCUAUCAUUCUGUUUGACAAGUUCUUCAAUUAUCAUCUGACUAAACUAGACUUGAGGCACAAUCAGAUUUUGGAUGUGGAAUAUCUACGUUAUUUUUGCGAGUUCAAAAUAAGUGAACUUUGGUUGGAUGGAAAUCCAUUAUGCACAAAGUACACUAACUCUCAGGAGUAUAUACAGGCGGUGAAAAACGUUUUUCCACAUUUACAGAAGUUAGAUGGAGUUGUAAUAGGAAUGGAGAAGAAAUUUGUGCCAAGCGUACAAAGUAAUUAUCUCGGUAAUGGAACAAGAAUAUCUCUGAUCAAGCAGUUUGUCAAGCAUUUCUUCACGCUAUACGACCAAGAAGAUAGGAUAGUUAUGAAUGGUCUAUAUGACAGAAACGCGUUCUAUUCUAUGACAUUAGGUACUGUAACAAAUCAUGUACAUAAAGAAAUUGUCAAGGCAUUUUCCACAAACAGAAACUUACUGAAAUUUGUCGAUUAUGCUAAAUGUAACGAAUUUCUAUUUUCGGGACCCGAAAAAAUAAUUAGUGCCUUACAACGACAGCCACCAACAACACACAACUUCAAAACAUUUUAUAUUGACUUAUUGCAUGAAGAAGAUAAUUACAUAGUCAUUUCGGUGCAAGGAUUAUUUUCAUAUCGAGUAUUACUCUGCCCACCUAUGUUGUUCAACAGAACUUUUAUCAUCAUAAAAAAAGAAGAUAAUGAAUACUGUAUUGUCAAUGAUCAAUAUUAUGUUGAUGGUACACCGGCCAAUGCAUUUAAUGAAACAAAGUUUGAACAAAAACCCGCGCCUAAAUUUACUCCAACAGUACUCAGUGUGUCAGAAAAAGAACAGCUGCUUAGAUUUUUACGUGAGCUUACUACAAUGAAUAUUCGAUAUUGUUAUAAAUAUCUUCAAGAUGCAAGCUGGGACAUAAGAAAUGCAAUCACUACAUUUAUGAAGAAUUAUGCUGUUAAUGAUGUUCCUCCAGAAGCUUUUCAAUAGAUUUCAAUGUAUUCUAGAAGAAUGUAAUUUUGUGUAAAUAUAUAUGUACAAUAUAUAUUUUUUUAA